Messenger RNA from Cannabis sativa, 8166 nucleotides. RefSeq lists its product as uncharacterized. Gene Ontology annotation, molecular function: hydrolase activity. Lineage: Eukaryota; Viridiplantae; Streptophyta; Magnoliopsida; Rosales; Cannabaceae. The transcript has 16 exons. The record is from RefSeq and is a predicted model, not a curated record. Bases 503 to 3574 code for a protein of 1023 amino acids.
CUUUGAACAAAUAAGGAAUCAAUUGUUGAAUAGUCUAAAACUAAAACAGUAGACUUGGCAAAAGCUUUUGAGGGCAGUUUGGUCGUACUACUUUACUUUGCAAAUUACAACAUUCAUUUGUAGCCCAACUUCCCCAACCCAAUUGUUACCCAAAUUUCAGUUUCGUUUCUUAAUUGAAGGCAAGGCAAGGCAACCACUUCAUUCUGACACGUAUUUUUUUUCUUGUUAGUUAAGAAAAAAAUAAUUAAAAAUUAAUAAUAAUAAAAAUAAACAAAUAAAAUAAGAGGAUGGAGAAGAUGAAAGAGAAUAUGCCAUUGUUGUAAUGCUAUGUUCUUCACAGACAUCUCUUCUUCUUUUCUUCCUUCUGUUUUUUUUUUUUUAUUUAUAUAUAUUAAUAUAAUAUAAUUAUUACCUUAUUCAUUCCCGUUCCAUCUCUUGCUCUCUCUCAGGACUCUGGAAUUGUUGGACUGCCCGGAGAACCUGAAUUGUGCCAAGUUUGUUGAUGAGCUCUAAUAAACAAUCAGUUGGUAUAUUGGAUUCCCUCAGAAUGGAUAGGGUUAGAACGAUUUUAACUCAUAGAUAUCCUUACCCCCACGAGCACUCACGCCAUGCCGUAAUUGCAGUUGUUGUGGGUUGCCUAUUUUUUAUUUCAUCCGACAACAUUCAUACCCUUGUAGAAAAAUUGGACAAGAAUGUAAAAUGGUGGUCUAUGUAUUCUUGUUUGCUUGGUUUUUUCUAUUUCUUUUCGUCUCCAUUUAUUGGGAAGACUAUCAAGCCGAGUUAUUCAAAUUUUAGUAGAUGGUACAUAGCGUGGAUUUUAGUAGCUGCUCUGUAUCAUCUUCCUAGUUUUCAGUCAAUGGGAGUUGACAUGAGAAUGAAUCUAUCAUUGUUUUUGACUAUUUAUGUCUCUUCUAUUCUAUUUCUUCUAGUAUUUCACAUCAUAUUUCUUGGGCUUUGGUACAUUGGUCUAGUUUCGCGUGUUGCUGGAAGAAGGCCUGCAAUCUUGACUAUACUUCAAAACUGUGCUGUACUUAGCAUGGCAUGCUGUGUAUUUUAUAGCCACUGUGGUAACAGUGCUAUUGUAAGAGAGAGACGCCUUGAGCACAAGAACUCGAAUUGGUUUUCUUUCUGGAAAAAAGAAGAGAGAAACACAUGGCUGGCAAAAUUUCUUCGAAUGAAUGAACUGAAAGACCAAGUUUGCUCAUCUUGGUUUGCUCCAGUUGGGUCUGCUAAAGACUAUCCCCUUUUGUCCAAAUGGGUUAUUUAUGGCGAGUUAGCGUGCAAUGGCUCAUGUGAUGGUUCAUCAGAUGGAAUCUCUCCUAUUUACUCACUAUGGGCUACAUUUAUUGGCCUUUACAUUGCCAAUUAUGUGGUGGAAAGAUCCACAGGGUGGGCUCUUACUCACCCUUUGUCAGUUCAAGAGUAUGAGAAGUUAAAGAAGAAGCAACUGAAGCCUGGUUUUCUAGAUAUGGUUCCCUGGUAUUCAGGAACAUCAGCUGAUUUGUUCAAGACUGUUUUUGAUCUUCUUGUAUCAGUAACUGUCUUUGUUGGCCGUUUUGAUAUGCGAAUGAUGCAAGCAGCAAUGAGUAGGGUCAAUGAUGGAAGUCAACAAGGGGAUCUCUUAUACGAUCAAUUUGGCGAGAAGGAUGACUUAUGGUUUGAUUUCAUGGCUGAUACUGGUGAUGGUGGAAACUCAUCUUAUUCAGUUGCUCGUUUACUUGCUCAGCCUUCUAUUAAUAUCAAUAGAGGUGAUUCAGCGCUCAACCUACCACGUGGCGACUUACUUCUUAUUGGAGGAGAUCUUGCAUAUCCAAAUCCAUCAGCAUUCACAUAUGAAAGGCGCUUAUUUUGUCCUUUUGAGUAUGCUCUCCAGCCUCCUCCAUGGUAUAAAGAAGUACACAUUGCUGUAAAUAAGCCUGAGGUUCCUCCCGGUGUGUCUGGAUUGAAGGAGUACAAUGGGCCUCAGUGUUUUGUUAUUCCUGGAAAUCAUGAUUGGUUUGAUGGUCUUCAUACCUUUAUGAGGUAUAUAUGUCAUAAAAGCUGGUUGGGUGGGUGGUUUAUGCCUCAAAAGAAGAGUUAUUUUGCUUUGCAACUUCCAAAAGGAUGGUGGGUAUUUGGUCUCGAUUUGGCACUUCAUGGAGAUAUUGAUGUCUACCAAUUCAAAUUCUUUUCAGAACUGAUUAAGGAAAAGGUUGGAGAUAAUGAUUCUGUGAUCAUUAUGACCCAUGAACCGAACUGGCUUCUUGAUUGGUACUGGAAUGAUGUUUCUGGAAAGAAUGUAUCACACCUGAUUUGUGAUUAUUUGAAAGGACGGUGUAAACUUCGAAUGUCUGGAGAUUUGCAUCAUUAUAUGCGCCAUUCAUUUGUUAAAUCAGAUGGACUGGGGCCUGUCCAUGUGCAACAUUUACUUGUAAAUGGUUGUGGUGGGGCUUUUUUACAUCCAACUCAUGUCUUUGCUAGUUUUAACAAGUUAUAUGGCACUCCCUAUGACUGCAAGGCUGCUUAUCCUUCUUUUGAAGAUUCAAGCAGGAUUGCUCUAGGAAAUAUUUUGAAGUUUAGAAAGAAGAACUGGCAAUUUGAUUUUAUUGGUGGCAUUAUAUAUUUCUUACUGGCAUUUUCUAUGUUUCCACAGUGUAAGCUUGGCCAUAUCUUGCAAGAUGAUUCAUUUUCUGGUCACUUGGGGAGUUUCUUUGGCACGGUGUGGAAUGCUUUCAUAUACUUGUUGGAACGCUCUUAUGUGUCUUUUGUAGGUGCUUUGAUGUUGCUUAUUGCUGCAAUCACAUUUGUUCCCUCCAAAGUUUCCCGAAAGAAGAGGGUAAUGAUUGGCAUUAUUCAUGUCUCUGCACACCUGUCUGCAGCUCUAGUUCUUAUGUUACUGUUGGAACUGGGUGUGGAGACAUGUAUAAGGCACAAUCUUCUGGCUACUUCAGGCUAUCACACUUUAUAUCAGUGGUACCAAACUGUGGAGAGUGAGCACUUUCCAGAUCCAACUGGUCUUCGAGCUCGUAUAGAACAAUGGACCUUUGGUCUUUAUCCAGCAUGUAUUAAGUAUCUUAUGUCUGCAUUUGACGUUCCAGAGGUAAUGGCUGUCACACGAAGCAACAUUUGUAAGAAUGGGAUGGCCUCUCUCUCCAGAGGAGGUGCUGUCAUAUAUUAUGCUUCUGUCUUCCUUUAUUUCUGGGUUUUUUCAACACCAAUCGUCUCCUUGGUAUUUGGUAGCUACUUGUACAUCUGCAUUAACUGGCUUCAUAUACACUUUGAUGAAGCCUUCUCCUCACUCCGCAUUGCAAACUAUAAGUCGUUCACUCGGUUCCACAUAACUAAAGAUGGUGAUCUCGAGGUUUAUACGCUUGCAGUAGAUAAGGUUCCAAAAGAAUGGAAGCUGGACCCAGACUGGGACAGAGAGCCAAAGCUGCCACAGCAGCAGAGCCAUAGCAGAAGAUUUCCAAGCAAAUGGAGUGCCGCUGUUCCUCUUCAGGACCCUAUUCAUACUGUUAAGAUUGUUGACCACUUUGUUAUUAAACAAACAGAUGAUUCUAGUACAACUGCCAGCAAUGGGUCAAUUGCUCACUGACUUCAUUGCUCCAAUUUGUAUUAUUAGUGUAGUUUCCUUUGAUUUAGGAAGUAAAUAGAAUGGAGGAAGAAAAAAAAAGUGUUAUAACAUUUGAGUAGCCUGAUAUUAUGGACCCAGGGUGGUAGGUUUUACAGAGUAUAGAAGUAAAGCAAUGAAGGGUUUUUUUUUUUUUUUUUCACUGGUGGAGUAGAGUAUAUAUAUAUUCGCAGAGAAUGGUGAAUAGAAUUGUGGAUUAUAUUCCAUUGAAUAGUAUAUAUUUAUAUACAAAGUUAAGAGAUUAAAUGUGAAACUACUAAGUACAAAUAGGAAACUACUAAAUACAAGUUACUUUAAUUUUUACAACUAAUAUACAAUUAAUAUUCUAACACCUCCUCAAGCCGGAGCAUAGAUGUUACAAAGAUAAUCAACUCGCACUCCAUUCAAAGCCUUUGUAAAAAUAUCUCUUAAUUGUUCUCUGGUUUUCACAUAUUCUGUGGAGAUCAGACUUUGUUGAAUUUUCUCGCCAACAAAAUGACAAUCAAUUUCAACAUGCUUAGUUCGCUUGUGGAAUACAGAAUUUGAGGUAAUAUGAAGAAUAACUUGAUUAUUACACCACAAUUUUGUUGGAAUAGAAGUUUUAAACUCGAAUUCAAUCAAAAGUUAAUAAAUCCAUGUUACCUCACACACAGACUGUGUCAUAGCUUUAUAUUCUGAUUCAACACUGGAUCUAGACAAUAUUUUGUUUCUUACUGUUCCAAGGGAUCAGAUUGCCCCCAACAAAUAUAUAAUAUCUUGGAGCCUGCCCAAUCUGCAAUUAAAAAAAUACUCAAUCUUGGUAUGUCCGUGAUCGUUGUAAACUAUACCUCGUCCGGGUGCUCCUUUCAAGUAACAUAAAAUUUGCUUUAGUGUUGCCCAAUGAUAAAUUGUUGGAGAAGACAUAAACUGACUAACGACACUAACUGGGAACGCAAUAUAUGUACGAGUCACAGUUAGAUAAUUCAACUUUCCAACUAAUCUGCGAUAUUUCUUAGGAUCUUCAAAUAGUUUCUCAUCACGUGUAAGAUGCAUAGAUGGAUUCAUUAGAGCACUACAAGGUUUUGUUCCUAAUUUUCUUGUCUCAGUUAACAAAUUAAGUACAUACUUCCUUUGAGAUAGAAAAAUACCUUGUGUACUCUGAGUAACUUCAAUACCUAAGAAAUACUUGAGCUUCCCUAAAUCUUUCGUGUGAAACUGAGUAUGAACGAAAGACUUAUGGGAUGAGAUGCAUUCAGUAUCAUUUCCAGUAAUAACGAUGUGAUCAACAUACACUACUAACAAAAUGAUACCAGCAGUUGAUCUUUUAUAGAACACAAAAUGAUCUGACUUAUUUUUCAAUAAACAAAAUUUCUCAACAUCCUGACUAAAUUUACCAAAACAAGCACGAGAGCUUUGUUUCAAUCCAUAUAAAGAUUUGCGAAGACGACAAACUCGCCCUAACUCCCCCUUAGCAACAAACCCAGGAAGUUGCUCCAUAUACACUUCUUCCUCAAUAUCUCCAUGAAGAAAUGCAUUUUUAAUAUCAAUGUGAUGCAAAGGCCAAUGAUGAGUAGCUUCCAUGGAAAUGAACAGUUGAACAGAUGUAAGUUUAGCAACGGGAGAAAAAGUAUCAUAGUAGUCCACUCUAUAGGUUUCAUAACCCUUGACAACAAGAUAGGCCUUUAAGCGAGCAAUUGGUCCAUCCUGAUUUAACCGUAAACACCUAUUUGCACCUUAUGGCCCGUUUUCUUGAAGGUAAAUUAAAGACCCAAGUACAAUUUGCAACUAAAGCAUUUAUCUCUUCUAUCAUUGCAGCAAGCCAACCAAGAUGAGACAUUGCUUCACGAAUAGUUUUAGGAAUAGUAAUAGAAUCAAGAGAAGCAGUAAAAGAGCAAGAAGAAGAGGAGAGAUGAUUAUAAGAAACAAAAGAAAAAAUAAAAAAAAGUACAUUGGCGUUUACCCUUACGUAGUGCAAUGGAAAGAUCAUAUUUGAGUUCCGAAAUUGAUGACGAAGAUGCAGGUGCAGGACAUGAAACAAGAGGUGGAGGAGGGGGACGCCUGGUGUACACUAUAGGAGGCUAAGGCAGUGGUGGAGGUGUAGGCAUUAUGGGAGUUAUAACCGAGGUAGGUGAAGGAACAAGAGACUUGUUAGAGCAUGUAUCAGGCGCAGAGGAUGUGACAGUUCUUAAUGCAGAUUUUUGUUAACCAGAUAUGAGCCUAACAGUGACAAACUUGCACAGAAUAACGAAAGACAGUAAAGAAAAAAGUAUCAACACAAAGGAUUUUUUAUGUGGUUUUGCAGUUAAAAUUCUGCAUAGUCCACGAGUCAAUCUAAUUAGAUUUCUGAUAUUGUUCUAGGGUCUUUUCUCUUAUGAAUUUUUUCGUCCUUUUUUCAUUCUAACUUGCUUCUAUUUAUAAUUACAUAGUCAGGCAGUUAAUUACAGAGUUCACUAUAAUCUUUACAACAAUUCUCCCUUGAAAUCGUGGUGUUUGAUUACAUAUCAUGUAGUAUAAAUGCGGUUAUUAUUUGAACAUAACACAGUUGUGAUUAAUCCGCUUUUACUGGGUCAAGAUAAUCGUGUAUUAAACACAUUUUAAAUCACAACGUUCUAAGAUGUCUCGACAGGAACUCAGUACCAAUGACCUUGAUAGUGAGCUGGAGCUUUUUUCCCCUAUCUCUCCGAGGUUGACAAUGUACGCCUCGUCGCUUCUUCACUUGAAGGUACAACACUUCAUUUGACAAUCGAAGUUCUUAAUAACAAAGAGUACUUGAGCAGUUAACAUAAUUUGAAUGUCAGCUUCUGACUCGUCAAGACUAUAAAUCUCACUAAAAGAUGUCUGAAGUUGAUUGGUGAAAGUAAUAGGAGCGCGCCUUCCUAUAGCGAGAUAGGCACCUCGCUUAUUAGUUGCUUGAGUUCACCCGACUUUUAUAUUUAGUUUGUAUAUUGUAUAUUAUACGCCAAGUCUUUUCACAGUUAUUAUAUCUCGCUUACGUCUACUCGUACGUAACGAGGUUGAGGUCUCGCCUCGCGCAUCCAAUGCCGUAUGGUUUCUCGUUAAUACACAAGGCAACAGUUUGUAUAUCUUUAUCUCGCAGAAGACCUUAUAGUCUACAAGUUGAAAAUAUACUCUUUCAGUUAUGCAUUUAAUGAGUUAUUCCAUUAAAUGUAAUUACUGUUACACGCAUUAAUCCAUAUUCUCCUUAAUUUGACAUGUGUCCUCCAAUGAAAUGGUAGCCAAAUUUCAGGUAUAAUAAAAAAUGAAAAUACAUCACUAUUUGUAGGAACACUGCUGCUAUGUCGAAACUACCAAAUUCAAUUUAUCAACGAAAAAAUAGACAAUCCAAUUAUAUGCGAACCCGGCUAGAAUGAAAAGUGCAAAAUACAAAAAUUACACUAUUGUCUCUGUCGAAGCAAAUAAAGAUUAACCUCCACCCACGAGUAUCAUUAGUUCUCUUAUCUACAAUUUUUAGACAAAUGUUAUCUUCAAUUAUCAACAAUUUAGAGAUUGAUUUUUAAUUUUUUUUUUUUAUCUUAUACACAUUUAAGUUAUGUUUCCUUAAGUAUUGGACCAUCAAUUUUUAGUUUAUUUUUGGAUUAACUUAAGAACAUAUGUAAAUUAUCAAGCUAUCUUUUAAACACUAAUAUAUUGCAUUCGGUAUUUAAUUUUAAUUGUAAAAAAUUAUAAAUUAUAUUAUUUAGAUACACAUAAUAAUAAUCUCACCUAAUAAUUAAUAAUAUUUUUUCUUUUAAUUGUAUAACUUAUAAAUAACGUAGAAAAAACCUAGCAUAAAAUUUAAUAUACGUGUCUCACACGUAGUUUUUUGCUAGUAUAUAUAUCAUUUAUUCUUCACAGUUGGGUUCACCACAUUAGUUGAGUUAAGAUCAAGACUUCUCAACAGGUCUAUUCUAUUUAUUGAAACAAUUAAUUUUAUACUCAGAGCUAUUAAAACAAAGUUGGUAAUUUUUUUUUUUUUUUACAUAUUUCAUGUCUUGAGCUGCUCUUAACAACUUCCACACUGCAUCCAAUAAUGGUUCAAAGAAUAUCAAAGUCUCAAUUUCAUCACCAAAAAGUGUGACUGGUGAAGCUCCGGCAAGCUCACCCAAAGGGGGAUACUGCUUGUGCUCACCGACGGCGCACCAGGGCUCAUUCCGGUGCCGGUUUCACCGAUCAAGGCCGUCCUCUCCGGUGGCUUGGAUGAAGCGUUCCAACUCUAUGCCUACCAAUAAUAACUCUGUCACUUCCCUCUCUCACAACUCAUCAGUUGAGUCCACCACUUGAAAAACUUAACUAACUCAUAUUUAUAUAUAUAAAGAUAUAUAUAUAUGUACUACUACUCUCUUUUGCUGUUUUGGUGCCAAAAAUAAAUAUAUAUGAUUAUUGAGUUAAUCCAUUUUGGCAUUCAUCUAUAUAGCUCCUUCAAUAUAUGAUCACACUUUGUAAAAACAUGUGUAUGUAUGCAAGUAAAAGGUGUGGGUUUAUUCAUCUCUCUUUACUUGGAUAUAUGUUUUCUUAUUUAUAAUUAUUACUCUUUGUGAUUAUGUUGUACUCUUUUUGGAUUGGACCUCAUAAUUAUAUAUAGUUUUCUGAUUUUCUCA